GUAGUGAGUCAGAUAUUGUUGGAAAAGAGUUGUACAGUUUUAUCGAUCAUGAUGAUAAAUUGACAUUGAGACCUGAGGGAACAGCAGCAUUAAUUAGCAAUAAUAUGGAUCGUGAUCUGCCCAAAAGGUACUAUUACUAUGGGCCUAUGUUUCGUCGUGAACGACCUCAAAAAGGAAGGCUAAGGCAGUUUGAACAAUUUGGCGUUGAAAUGUUUGGUCAUGAAAAUCCAACCUCUGAUAUUGAAAUAAUUGAAAUGGCAUGGGCAUUUUUAAAUAAAAUAGAUACUGAUACGUCAUUUGAGGGACUUCAAAAGUUAGGAAUACCUUACAAAAUUAAUCCACGACUAGUUAGAGGACUGGAUUAUUAUGAAGACACUGUAUUUGAAUUCAAAUGUACGGAUUCUAGACUCGGUGCUUCACAAGGAACUGUACUUGCUGGUGGGAGAUAUGAUAAUCUUGUUCAAUUGAUGGGUGGAAAAGAAAAAGUUCCAGGAAUAGGGCUAGCCGCAAUAUUGCGAGAUGAUGAUAUUCUACGGGAAAGGCCAAUUGCGGUUGUCAUCAUUCAAGAUCGAGAUAAGGUUAUCUUAUCAACGGAAAAUUGUAGUACAAAUAAUAACAUGAUGCUUUAUUGCUAUGGCCUUAAAAUUUCUAGAGUGUUACGCUCACAUAAUAUUAAAACAUUUUUUUAUCAUAUUCCUAGUGCAAAUCAUCUAUCACUGAAAACUAUAUUGGCAAACGUUGUAAAAACAAAUGCUUCACAUGCAAUAUUAGUAGGAGAAAAGGAAAUUAUGAAUGAUAAAGUGAUAUUAAAGGAUUUAGAUUUAAAAGUUCAAAAUGAAUAUAAAUUAGAAGAUAUCGUACAACCAAUUUUAGAAUCCAAAAAAAAAAUUAAAUAG
Molecule: messenger RNA, 896 nt
Organism: Racocetra fulgida
Lineage: Eukaryota; Fungi; Glomeromycota; Glomeromycetes; Diversisporales; Gigasporaceae
Source: the annotation of a GenBank genome assembly